Molecule: messenger RNA, 4257 nt
Organism: Topomyia yanbarensis
Lineage: Eukaryota; Metazoa; Arthropoda; Insecta; Diptera; Culicidae
Gene: bs
Product: serum response factor homolog
Exons: 4
Coding region: 1545-2993 (482 amino acids)
Biological process (GO): positive regulation of transcription by RNA polymerase II
Molecular function (GO): DNA-binding transcription factor activity, RNA polymerase II-specific; protein dimerization activity; RNA polymerase II cis-regulatory region sequence-specific DNA binding
Source: RefSeq, a predicted model, not a curated record
CAUAUGUAGAAUGUUCCUCGUGCGAGCGAAGCGCUAAAAUCAUCAGAGUGGGUAGACGCGAAUCAAGUCACCGAGCCGUGUGUUGUGUUGUGUUGUGUUGUGCGGCGAGUACAUACGAUCGAGACGACGAAAAAAAAGAAACGACUUGUUGGAUUUAGUUUUUGGGAGAGAACCGUCCGGGUGACAGCCGAAAUUUGAAGGACGUCGAUUGUCCACUGGGAACCGAAAGUUGAUGCAACCGGUGUCGGGAUUGUGUGCUGUUUUGCAGAAAAAAGAAGUUUUCGUAAAAAUAAAAGCCCAAGCCCCCAGUUCGAGGUGUGUUACGAAGGAAAACAACAAGUGGUCGAAGCAGUUUCAUCGGUAAACAUCUGUGUUCAUUGUGUGGAGAUUAAGAUCCCGUCGGCGAAUUCCAGCGAGUCCAUUGUCGAGGUAGUUCAGGGAAAUCGGUGUCAAUUAAGCGACGUUUGAUAAUUGUUACAAGCCGAAACGUUAGUAAGCACCAAUUCACACUAAGAUAUGUGCGAGUGAGUCAACUGAUUUGAACAUUAAUCGAGCUCGAGUCAAAUACGUAUCCGAUAACAUCAUAAUCUGGAUAAAAAACGUGGCAAACCCGAGCUACAAGCAGCGAAGCUAAGCUAACUGUGAGUAAAUUGAAAGUAAUCAUACUCGGAGUGACAUGCCAAGUAACCGCACCAGUGCCAUCCCUGCGUAAGUGACACAUGUACGCAAAAGCUGCGUUUUGAUUCGAUAAAAUAAGACCAUACAUUCAGUUCGUAGGAGUAAGCGACCGAGAAACGGCGAGAUCUGCGACCAAAUCAAAAGAUAAAAAUAAUCUCGAAAAGGGGAUCAAAACAUUAGGAGAGAGUCCCAAAAAAGUAGGAGCAGUCCCGCAGAAUAAGAGCAAGCGAAGAAAGACAACUGAAUUUUUAUCGGACAACGGCGUGUUUUCUGCUGCUGAUGUUUCCUGGUGCUCGCAUCUAACCAUCCGGAUCGGUCUGAAGCAGUACGCGGAGGAGAACGAGAGGGACGUGAGUGACCUGAUUGCCGCUGAAGCUGAGUAACCUGUGCGGAGAAGCUGUUGCUGGUGCUGCCUACUGUCAAACAGAAGUCGUGUACCGUCCAGUUCAUCCAUCUGUCAAAACGUACACAGAGAGUGAGAUCCCGUCCCAAAUAAUUCCUUUCAGUUCAUUCGGGAUCGCGGAAUUUCACGGGUGCGAAUUUUCUUGUUUCGCGAAAAUAAUCGGUGUAUAGUGUGUGGAAAACAAAUUGCUUUACGACACGGCCCUUUCCCGGAAAACUAGAAGCUUAAAACCGACGGUGAAACCGAACGGAAGUGCGCGAGUGUUACGAACCGGUCAACAAUUCGAAGAAUUCUCGCUACGCGGAAGUGUGUGCAUUAGUGGUUCUAUUUAUUUUGAGAAGUGCCAAAUACAAAAGUGACACCGUAAGAAGAAGCGUACCGAACGCUAGAACCGACAGAAACCGCGAGCGUGAAUCUUCCUUUGAUACCCGUACCCAGAAAAGCCGCAAAAAUUUGGGAAAUAAUGGAUCCCAAUGCAGCGCGUGAUUCGCGCUACAAUUUGAACUACAGCAUGAGUAUGAUGAGCGAAACGCCGGAAAUCUACGGAAAUCCGAACGUUUCGCUGGCCCGCCCUCCGAGCGGUGGCCUAGUCGGCCAGGUCAUGUCUCGCGGGGGCGGGGGCCUUAUGAGCUCUGCGAAUGGACCUCAGUGUGGUGCCGGUGGUGGCGGAGGCGGUGGAGGUGGUGGUGGCGGCGGAGGAAGUCUAUCCCGCGGCCUCAAAAGGACCAACUCGGACUGUUACGAUGACGGCCGGCAGAUGGUUGGUUCGCAGAACCUGACCGGCCUGGAGGGUUGUAACGUUGGAUCCGACGUUGUUGACGAAAGCUACACCUCACUGCAGCCGAAGAAGUCACCACCGAGCAACGGGAAGAAAACAAAGGGCCGUGUCAAGAUUAAGAUGGAGUAUAUCGAUAAUAAGCUGCGACGGUACACGACCUUCUCGAAGCGCAAAACCGGAAUCAUGAAAAAGGCCUAUGAACUUUCCACUUUAACCGGUACGCAGGUAAUGCUGCUGGUGGCCUCCGAGACCGGUCACGUGUACACGUUCGCGACGCGCAAACUGCAACCGAUGAUCACGUCGGAAGCGGGCAAAGCGCUCAUCCAGACCUGUCUGAAUUCGCCGGAUCCUCCCACCGGGUCGACCGGCGAUCAGCGGAUGUCUGCCACCGGGUUCGAGGAAACCGAACUCAGCUACAACAUCGGAGACGAAGAUUCGAAAGAUGAUCGUUCCCCGAUGUCGUCCGGUAGUGAUACCGAUGACUACUCGCCUCCAGAUUCGCCUGGGCCUAGCUGUAGUAAUAGUAACUUAAAUACUAAUCCAAUCAAUAAUAGCAAUAAUCACAGUGUUAGUAUAACGCCGCAAUCAUCGGCACCUAGUGCGUCCACUUCAGCUUCGGUUGCAGCAACCACAGCCGGUAACGGCCACGGAAUAAGCAGCAGUACCAGUAUCGCACUUAAUGCCAUCCAGCAGCAGAUCAAACAACAACAGCAGGCUCUCCAGCAUCAAAUACAACAGCAUCAGCACCAACAACCAUCGAUUUCGUCACCAACGGCGGCUCAACAACAACAACAUCAUCAUCAAACCCAAUUGUCCAACAGUGUCAUCUACCCGGCGGCGGCCUUAGCAAAUCUACCUCAGGAUGUGCUGGUUAACCUGCUGCAAACCGGGCAAAUUCAGCUGCACAAUGAGGAUGGCGCCCAGCAGUACAUCACCAUCCCGCUAUCACUGAUGUCAACCUUGAAGUCCGAUCCGAAAAAUGCCAAUGGACCCAACUCCGGAAAUGCCAAAUCAAACACUUCUACCCAUGCUCGAGCUUCGUCGUCGUCAACUGCAUCGUCACCUGCCGGCCGGAAACCACCGCCGGGAUCGUCGACGAAGGAACUAAUAAUUAAAACGGAAGAAAAUGAUUGAAACUAAAGUUGACGAUUUUUCGUAUUGCGUUUAUUCUUCAAUUUUGUUUAGGCUUAAAGACUUAUGAACUUAUGAGAUUGUGAAUUUUGUAACUAUUUCUGACUACAGUAAACACGAAAGGUUUAUUUAGGAAUAAACAGCCAAACUUAACCACUAGCUUCCAUUGAGGAACCAAUUCGCCUUAGUUUGUUUUAGCUUACCGAUAAGUCCCUUUUGACAUUGCGAUAAAUUGUAUCUGUCAAUGCGACGCAAAAACAUUUGAAAAUUUUCAGCACACUUAUAAAAUGCCAGUUUGGAGAGGAAGGUUCUUAGUAUGUUUUUAGGAUAUUUGGUCAACUGAUUAAUACAAAUAAUUUAACUUUUGUCUCAGAUUUUUCAGAAACAUAGUUUAAAAGGAACCAAAAACCCUUCUAUUCUAAUUUGAAUAUUACCAAAAUUAGAGACAAGUUUCUGGAAUAGUGUUGAUCGUGUUGAAAUUAAACGACCAUAAAAUAUACACAAUAUGUUUCUAUAAAAUAUACAUAAUAGGUGAAAUUUGUUUAAUUUUUAUUCUCAUCUGAGAGUAAAAUUCACUGUAAUAAUGUGAAAGACAAAUCCGAGGACUGCUUGAAAACAAAAAAUCUACAAUUGCUUUACAGAAAUGCAUCAUAUAGAUUAUUAAAAUAGUUACACCAUGGCAAUCACAAAACGAUACUUCAAAGGGAAAACAUCCUAUAAUCCCGAAAAGUUAAGACCAGAAAAGAACUUAGAAACACACUACAGAGCCUUGCGCAAAAAAAGUUGUUUUGUAGAUUAGUGUAGUAUAUUAUUUAAAUGCCACAGGCACAUUCAAAGUAACCAACAAAAGCAUUUUUCAAAGACGGUACAACAACAUCGCAGACAGAUUAGGAACAUUGAAUCAGCGAAGCCAAGCACACUCUCGUAGUACACCAAAAAAAAUUUCAUCCAUUACAACCCACCAUAAUCGACUCACCUAAUGAUAAGAAACCCCGCAAUACAUAACAACACACACAAACGAGAGAAGAUUUUGUAAAGUGCGCUUUGGCAGCUGUUGACUCCUAGGUUAAGCAUGAAUAAAAGAAUUUCUUACUAGCAAAAAUAAAAACAUUAGUUGUUUGAUACUUAGCUAAAUAUCUUCGAUCUACAUAAAUAGAUUAAGUCGCAACCAAUUACAAUGUUUAAUAGUGUAUUUUAUAAAAUGGCUCUAUUUGUUGUUAGUUUCUUGACUUUCAUUUUUUGUUACAGUUCACUAUAGGCAUUGUAU